AGAUACGGACGAGCCGUGGUGCAUCAUGGCACCUCCGGGAGGAUAUGCCUUUCACCCCCAGGCCUAUGCCAAGGCUGUGCUCCACCUUUGCAAGCACUCAUCUAGUUCCGUGCUUGGCCUUUUCUUGGGCCACGCUGAUGGAAGAGUCAUGAAGGUGCUGGAAGCCAUUCCGCUCUUUCAUACUCAUGCAUUGGGACCAAUGCUCAAAGUAGCUUGCAUGCUAGCAGAGGAGCACUGCAAGUCCACCGAUGCUACGAUGGAGAUUGUGGGCAUAUAUCAUGCCACAGCCUCCGGGAGCACUGAAAUGACCCCAGUGAAGGCCAUUGCCGACAAGAUCGCCGCAAACUUUGCAGCAGCAUCUGUGUGGACUCUUGAUGCAAGCAAGCUGCCAGAAAAGCAGUUUGCCUUCAAGGGCAUGGGCCGAGUCAAGGAUGAGUGGAAGGCAGUCGGUGGCAACUUGGCCAGAUGUAGGAAUCAACUUGAUAAACUGCACGUAGCAUGCAUUGUAAAGAGUUGACCAUUUUGUGGCUGUGCCAGCCGCUAAUUGACAGGUUUGUGCUUUGGAUCAGUGUGCUGUUUCCUUUGGUUUGCUUUUGUGCGGAGCCGUGUGUUGGUCCAAAGUCGGCGUGGGGACGGGUUUGUGCUUCAUUGCAGAUCCAGUUGGAUGGCUUGCGCGGUUUUCCUCUUUGUGUUUUCAAUGAAGGCGGCUUGAGAAGAAAACCGUGCUCAGGUGAUAUUGUAAACCUCAACAGCGAGGCAUCAUGGUGUUGCUUUGGUUCAUGAUUUAAGUAAUCAGAUUUUUUGUAUGCAAUACUAGUUGAAAUAGAGUGUGAGAGUUUCAAGAGAACAAACAAACUCAAAGAUCUCAAAGCAUUACAUGAUGCAAGUGGUCGAAUGAAGAACCCGUCGUUGUGCUGCCAAGGGAUGUUUUUUUCCCCAGACAGUUUACUGUUGGGGUGUUCUCUUAGAAAAAAGACACAGGACUGUCUCUGGCCACGCCCCUGAACCUUGUGUCCAAGCUCUUCUUGUCCUCCAGUUGUCCUGCUGGCGGCGCUCGCAAACCCUGUGUGCUUUUGUCCUCCUGCUGUCCUCUACCCAGGCUGGCAAACCCUGCGUCCUCCUCUUGUCUUCCUGGUGUCCUCCUGCUACGCUUGACACUUAACCCUGUUGUGGCCAGGUGUUGUCCUCCUGGUCCUCUUCUUGUCCUCCAGUUGUCCUCUGGCGCUCAAGAAUCCUGUGUCCUCCUGGCCUACACGCCGCUCCGCAGCAAGGUCCGCCCGCACCCGCCAUGAAACAGUUGCCCAACAACAAGGGCAAAAACUGUCACUCACACAGCCUCGAAAUUAGACAAGCCCUACAAGUCAAUAGCGA
Durusdinium trenchii is the source of this 1371-nucleotide messenger RNA. The record is from the annotation of a GenBank genome assembly. Lineage: Eukaryota; Dinophyceae; Suessiales; Symbiodiniaceae.